This is a messenger RNA of Gamsiella multidivaricata, 2068 nucleotides long. Its product is annotated as kinase-like domain-containing protein. The record is from RefSeq and is a predicted model, not a curated record. Gene Ontology annotation, molecular function: ATP binding; protein serine/threonine kinase activity. Lineage: Eukaryota; Fungi; Mortierellomycota; Mortierellomycetes; Mortierellales; Mortierellaceae. Gene Ontology annotation, biological process: peptidyl-serine phosphorylation; intracellular signal transduction. The coding region runs from base 89 to 1942 and encodes 617 amino acids. The transcript has 7 exons.
UUUCUUUUUUUUUUUUUUUCGACACCACGGUCGCGGUGCAAUUGAACACUUGAAUCGAUAGGAAGAGAGACCUCGCUGAUAAGACUCGAUGGAGUACGAGUACUCGCCGCCUCACCAGUCUGGUCGGCAGCAGCAGCAGCAGCAGCCACCACAUCUGCAACAUCAGAACCAGUACCCGCAGCAGCACCCGCAGCAGCAGCAGCAGCAGUACCACCAACAGCAGCAGCAGCCCCAGCAAUGGCAGUACUCUAACCAAGGAGCCAUUCCUGCUAUACCUCCUUACUCUGGUAGCGGUGGUAUGACUAGCGCGGCAGCCUCUGACUCUUACAAUUCAUAUUAUGAUUACAAUGGGCAGCACCAGUCGUACCAACAGCAGCAGCAGCAGCACCUAGAACACCAGCAUCUAGAACACCAGCAUCAGCACCAACAACAACAUCACCAGUAUCAAUAUCAGCAACAACAGUACCCGCAGCAUCAUAGCCUCGAGGAGGACGCCCCAGGAGCGAGUGGAAGUGCUGAGAACCUGUAUGAUCGAUCGACAGAGGGGAUUCCCAAAUCGGCCCUAGACCAGUCAGCGGCUGCAAAGUAUCGUCUAGAGCAUCAUUUCAGUCAGUCGUUGGAGCAGGCGAUCGAAAGAAGUCAAAGGAGGAUAGAGCUCGAGACGAGACUGGAGACCGAGCAUGGGAGCGAGGAGCGCAAGCAUCGACAGCUGGAGGCCCUUGGCCGAAAGGAAUCGCAGUAUCUGAGGUUACGACGGACGCGCCUGGGACUCGAUGAUUUCGUGACGGUGAAGGUGAUUGGAAAGGGAGCCUUUGGAGAGGUGCGUCUGGUCCAGAAGCUGAAUUCGGGCAAGAUCUAUGCGAUGAAGACACUUCGUAAAGCGGACAUGUUCAAGAAGGACCAGCUGGCCCACGUUAAGGCUGAGCGAGAUGUCCUGGCAGAGUCCGAGUCGCCAUGGGUCGUGCAGUUGUAUUAUUCUUUCCAGGAUUCCCAUUAUCUGUACCUGAUCAUGGAGUUCUUGCCCGGUGGAGAUUUGAUGACAAUGUUGAUUAAGUACGAUACGUUUUCCGAAGACGUGACCCGAUUCUAUAUCGCCGAGUGUGUGCUGGCCAUCGAGGAUAUUCACAAGAUGGGAUUCAUUCACAGAGAUAUCAAGCCGGAUAACAUAUUGAUUGAUGGGGAUGGUCACAUUAAACUGUCCGACUUUGGACUCUCGACCGGGUUCCACAAGACGCACGAUUCUCAGUUUUAUCAGCGGCUGUUGGACGGUCAGAUCAAGGGCGGCAACAGCAGCCAUAACGAUGGGGUGACGCGACUUGACACGGGCGUUGAUGCCAUCAACCUGACUUUUUCAAGCAAGGAUAAGCUGGCGACUUGGAAGAAGAACCGAAGGAAACUGGCAUACUCGACUGUGGGAACACCAGACUAUAUUGCACCAGAGAUCUUUUUGCAACAAGGAUAUGGACAGGAGUGCGACUGGUGGUCGUUGGGUGCGAUCAUGUUUGAGUGCCUGGUCGGAUACCCACCUUUCUGUAGCGAGAACGCUCAUGAGACAUAUCGGAAGAUCAUGAACUGGAGAGAACAGCUCUAUUUCCCAGAGGACGUUCAUCUCUCGCCCGAUGCUGAGGAUCUCAUCAGGAGGUUGAUCUGCUCGCCAGAGAUGCGACUAGGCCGACAUAGUGUGCACGAGAUCAUGUCGCAUCCGUACUUCCAUGGAGUGGAUUGGGCGAAUAUUCGACGGAUGGAGUCGCCCUUUGUGCCGGUGCUUAACUCGAUCACGGACACGAGUUAUUUUCCGACAGAGGAUCUGGAUAAGGUUCCUGAUCAUCCGGAGCACCACGAAUACAUGGCACUGGAUGAGAACAGCAAGCAGAAGGAUCUAGCGUUUGUGGGAUACACGUUCAAGCGGUUCGAGUCCUUGAGCAAGCGAAACGCACUCUAGCAUAGAAUAUCAAUAGAAAGUGUCUCUUUGCUCCCCUCGCCAAUUUUUUUUUUUUUUUUUUUUAGCCCGGUUAUUUUGGGUAGACAACCUAGGACUACAAUAAUAUCUAAUAGAUGGACAGAUGAG